Molecule: messenger RNA, 1350 nt
Organism: Arxiozyma heterogenica
Lineage: Eukaryota; Fungi; Ascomycota; Saccharomycetes; Saccharomycetales; Saccharomycetaceae
Gene: GPI14
Product: glycosylphosphatidylinositol-alpha 1,4 mannosyltransferase I
Exons: 1
Coding region: 1-1350 (449 amino acids)
Biological process (GO): GPI anchor biosynthetic process
Cellular component (GO): membrane; glycosylphosphatidylinositol-mannosyltransferase I complex
Molecular function (GO): alpha-1,4-mannosyltransferase activity; GPI mannosyltransferase activity
Source: RefSeq, a predicted model, not a curated record
AUGGAAAAAUAUAAACGAACAGUUGUGUCUAAAUCAACAGAUUAUUUUAAACUAUUAAUUAUACUAUCAAUGGUUUUACGUCUUUUAUUUUUUGCAUAUGGGAUAUAUCAAGACAGCCAUUUUAAAGUGAAAUACACAGAUAUUGAUUACCAUGUAUUUAACGAUGCUUCAAAAUAUAUUUUCAUGAAAAAUGGAUCUCCGUUCGAUAGGGAUACUUACAGGUACACGCCACUCUUAGCUUGGAUCGUUUUACUUAACCAUUGGUUCAAUUGGUUUCAUGUUGCAAAGAUCCUCUUCAUUGCAUUUGAUAUCAUAACUGGAGUGAUAUUGAUCAAAUUGUUGAAAUCUACUUUAUCGGAUUCCAAAACUAAUCAGAAUUUUUCCAUUAAUAAAAUAUAUUUUUAUGUCUCUUCAAUUUGGUUAAUGAAUCCAUUUGUUAUCACUAUCAGUACUAGAGGAAACUGCGAAACUUUAUUAUGUUUCUUAAUAAUAUCAACUUUUUAUCUCAUGCAUAAGGGACAUAUCAUUUUGUCUGGUAUAUUAUAUGGAUUAAGUAUACAUUUCAAGAUCUAUCCCAUAAUAUAUUGUGGCCCAAUAUCUUUCUAUUUGUUAGUAUCGUCAUCACAUAGUAGAAGUAUAGAAACUAACAAGAAUAAGAAUAAUAUUAAUAUUAAUACUGAAGCCAUUUUAAAUUUUGUUAAUUUUGGUAUGAUUUCAUUAUUUACAUUGACUUUAACUACAUGUGGAAUGUACUACUUAUACGGAGAUUCGUAUCUACAGGAAGCUUGGCUGUAUCACAUUAUAAGAAUCGAUCAUAGACACAAUUUUUCAGUUUGGAACGUUUUGCUAUAUUAUACAUCAACAAUGGAUUCAACAAGGUUUUCCUUAGCUACAUUUGCAUUCUUACCACAAUUUUUCAUCACCAUAAUAAUAUGCGGGGUAUGGCUACCUUAUCACAUCCUUUAUCAAAAAGUUGAAGAUAGAAAUAAAUAUAAAAGUAAUGAUGUUAUCACUAAAUCUGAUCAAUUCCUAAAUCUUUUAAAGAUUAUAUUCAUACAAACUUUUUCAUUUGUAACGUUUAAUAAAGUCUGCACAUCACAAUAUUUUAUCUGGUAUAUUAUUUUCUUACCAUUUGUAAUAGUUGACAACAAAAAAAUGGACUGGAAAUGGGAUGGCAUCCCAAUGAUUAUAUUGUGGGUCAGCACGCAAGCAGUCUGGUUACAACAAGGUUAUAAUUUGGAAUUUUUAGGGUUAAAUGUCUUUUAUCCAAAUCUAUUAUUUGCAUCCAUUGGAUUUUUCUUGACUAAUGUAUAUAUUAUUGGACAAUUUAUUCAAGAUCUAAUGGUAUAG